AUGGCACUGCGCCGCUCAACGCGUAUUCAGACAACCGCUGUCGCAGAGCCUAUUGGUAAAAUACAAACCAGCAAGACAUCAUCAAAAAGCGCCCCACGGGUACCGAAGAAGCGCGACAAAGUCAACGGAAGCAAGCAAAACUCAUCGAUUGACGACAGCAACGACAUCCUGCCUCCAGUAACCCCGAACAACAAAAGACGAAAACUCACCGAUGAAAGCGCCAACAACACGCCGCUGCCGUUUACUCCUACGCCGGCAGCUAUAGGUCUUAUGCUGGGCAAGACCGGCGCGAAGAAACGCAAAGUCACAGCCGCCAACGAGGACCCCUCCCACGCGCCUCUCCUCACGCCGAACGGAACGAUCCUCGAACCCACCACCAUCACCCAAGACCACAUCCUCGACAACAUCCCGUCCCAAUCCAAACCCUCCUCCUCCUCCUCCUCGCCCGACACCCUCCUCGACACCGCCUGCGCCCACCUCAUCUCCGUAGAUCCCAACCUCGCCCCUCUCAUCGCCGCCCACAAAUGCACCAUCUUCAGCGCCGCCGAACUCCACCGGCCCAUCGACCCCUUCCGCAGCCUAGCCAGCGGGAUCAUCUCGCAACAGAUCUCCGGGAAAGCCGCCGCCAGCAUCCAAGCCCGCUUCAUCGCGCUCUUUCCCCCCUCCGCCCUGACCGUCCCUCCCACCUCCUCCAGCGACAGCGACGAGGACCCCUCCUUCUCCUCCUUCCCCACCCCCGCCGCCGUCGCCGCCAUGCCCCUCGCCACCCUCCGCACCGCGGGCCUCUCCCAGCGCAAAGCAGAAUACCUCGCCGGACUCGCGCAGCAAUUCGCCGACGGCGACCUCUCCGCCUCUAUGCUCCUGAGCUCCCCCGACGAGGCCGUCGUGGAGAGACUCGUCGCCGUCCGCGGCCUGGGGAAAUGGUCGGUCGAGAUGUUCCUGUGCUUCGCGCUCAAACGCAUGGACGUCUUCUCCCUCGGCGACCUGGGCGUGCAGCGGGGCGUCGCGGCCUACGUCGGCCGGGACGUCAAGAGGUUGCGCAAGCGGGGCGAUGAGGGCGGUGGAAAGGGCAAGGGCAAGUGGAAAUAUAUCUCCGAGGAAGAGAUGAGGGAGGUGGGCGAGAGGUUCAGACCUUAUCGGAGUUUGUUCAUGUGGUAUAUGUGGCGGUACGCCGACACCGACGUCGCCGCCCUCCAAGAUCCCUGA
Dissoconium aciculare CBS 342.82 is the source of this 1206-nucleotide messenger RNA. RefSeq names its product DNA glycosylase. Bases 1 to 1206 code for a protein of 401 amino acids. NCBI's taxonomy places the organism in Eukaryota, Fungi, Ascomycota, Dothideomycetes, Mycosphaerellales, Dissoconiaceae. The transcript has 3 exons. Gene Ontology annotation, molecular function: alkylated DNA binding; DNA-3-methyladenine glycosylase activity; DNA-7-methylguanine glycosylase activity. Gene Ontology annotation, biological process: DNA alkylation repair; base-excision repair; base-excision repair, AP site formation. Gene Ontology annotation, cellular component: protein-DNA complex; nucleus. The record is from RefSeq and is a predicted model, not a curated record.